AUGUGUACAUUUAUGAUAUUCAGCAUGAGAAGAGCAGCAGGAGUGCAUAUGCGAGCUUCGCGUCACCGUAUAAUUGCUUUAACUGGACAAGAACAGAAGAAACUCGCUCCAUCAUUGAAGAAAGGGCAACGAAAAGAGCUCACACAGCAGAUCAAAGCAAUCUCGGCCGCUCGGGACAACACGUGCAAUACUGUGGAAAAUCUUCCCAUUCGAUUCAAAAAGUAAGU
Molecule: messenger RNA, 227 nt
Organism: Cylicostephanus goldi
Lineage: Eukaryota; Metazoa; Nematoda; Chromadorea; Rhabditida; Strongylidae
Source: the annotation of a GenBank genome assembly